AUGAAGGAGUUAGCCAAGCAACGGACUAAACAGCUGCAGGAAGAAGAGGAGGAACGGACACGAAAGCAAAAGGCUAAAGCUCUUGCGAAGUUGGAUGAGUUAAACAAACGUUCUCAAGCAGGGGAUGGAUCAACCCAGAAAGAGUAUAUUAUAAAUUCUGCCAUUCAGAAUAAGCUAGCGGAAUUACAACCGUCUGAGUCAACAACUGAAGCAGGCAAAUUUACAGCUGUCUGUUCUGCUGCUGUAAAUUGUAGUGCCAUGUGUCAGAUAAAUGACCCCAGCAUUAGUAGAGUGGAAAAAUCUCCAAUCUUGCCUGAUGAGGCAACUGUUGAGACACUGAAAAAUUCUGGCAAAGAACCUAUUCUGAAUCAUAAUCAAGCUGUGGCCCUGCACCAGGAUAUUAAUAAUGCUGAUGCUGCUAAUGCCUUGCAUGCUCUUAACAAUGUCUCCUCAAAGCAGAAGCGAAUGAGCUAUAAACAGAAGCAAAAUCUUCCUUUAGAGAAAACAUCAAGUGAAAAGGUUGUCUCUGCCACCCCAAUGAACGUUAAAGUUGAGAACGAGGCAAAGGUUGAUGCUUCUCUGUCUUCUGGUGGUGUUACAAAUGAAGUUGGUUCAGCUUCUGGCUCCGAUUUACCUGUGAAUGUAGCUUCUGUGGUUGAGUCUUCAGCAAACAUGAAAAAGAAGAAUAUGAGGAAUAGCAGAAACAAACAGAAACAUGAUGAAAGUUCAAAUCAGGCUGUACUACCAUCACCUAUACCGAAAGAAACCAAUCUUUUCAAAAGUUCAGUUGAAAGUGACAAGUCCAAAGCUUCUGACUUUGAGUUAGAUCAGGGUGUACUUCAGCCAGCAGCACCCUUGUCCAAAGAUCCAAAUCAGUUUCCAGAGCAGCACAGAUAUUCAGCAAACGAGGAAUCCCAUGGUAGAACAAAUAGCCAGUGGAAAUCACAGCAUUCUCGUAGGUUGCCAAGAAAUAUGCAGGCCAAUAGACCAGCGGAUAAAUCUCAUGGGACUGAUGCUGUGAUGUGGGCACCUGUUAAACCACAGAACAAGAGUGAGAUCAUGGAUGAAUCAGUUGAGAAAAGUAAAACCGAGGCAGUUAAUCCUGUAAAGAAUGAGCAGCAGGUGCAUAAUUUAAAAAAUAAGAGGGCAGAAAUGGAGAGAUAUAUUCCAAAACCUGUUGCAAAAGAAAUGGCUCAGCAAGGAAAUAUACUACAGGUAGCUUCAUCAAGCAGUCACGCUCCUACUGAUGAUAGCAUUGGCAGAGUUGAUUCUGGAUCACAGGGCCCUCAGAUCAUUCAGCAUAGUAAUUUAGUUGUUGGAAAAAUGGGGAUAGAGUCUAAAAAUAGAGACGGCAGGCACACUAAGCAGGGAAAAGCACAUGGGUCAUGGCGGCUUCGAAAUCUGACAGAAUCAACUAAUGUGGAUGAUGAACUGGACCAUGAUUCACACUCUGAGCCAAAUGUUCAGAGACCAACAGAGCAUCACCACGAUCAUAAGUCUGAAGUAAGCAGCUUUGUGAAAGGGCAAACUAAGCAUUUCAAUGAAUUUAUUGAUAUGGAUGGUUCAAACAAUUCCAACUGCAAUGAUUCAGCUGCUUUGACCUCAGCUCCUGUUAUUAAAGAUCAUGCAGCAACAAGUAGAGGGAGGCGGGCCCCUUUCAGAGGACACAAGGGUCCAGGAGGGAACCGUGAAGUUGAUAACAAAAGAAACUCUUGGGAGGCAGAGAGAGUUGAAAUCCGUAUUUCAUCCUCUGAGCAUGGCCAACCAGAUGUUGGGAUGGCUUCUAAAGAAAAUCGAGGUGUUGGGGAACGUUUGAUGUCUCAAUGGCAACCGAAAUCUCAAGCAUCUAAUAAUCACAGAGGGAAUAUAUCAAGUGACCAAAAUGUUAGUUCAGUAGUUGUUGGAGGUAACAAAAAGGAUCCCUCUCAUGAUGGGGAAUCUCUUCCAGUGAGCCGUGGCAAGAGUUCCAAUGCUCAAGUUUCCCAACCUGUGCAUGAUCAAGAAGUCCCUGAGAAAAGCAAAUCUGCGGAAGCUCCCUAUUAUGGAAAUCAAGAGGGUAAAAAAGAGAGACGAAAUGCUCCACCAAAAAGGCAUCACCACUCCCCAAAUUUGGCUUCUGGUACAACCUCAGUGGAGCAGGCUCUAACAAGUGCAGAUCUUUUGCACGACCAACGCCCAUCUUCUGGUUCCGGCAAAAAUGUGAACCAGAAUCGAUUUCGAAGGGGACAUGAAUCUCAUGGAGAUUUGAAGCCACCAACCCAGGAUAACAGACAUUAUAAUCAACAACCUAUAAACCGGGAAAGGCAGGGCCCGAGCAUGCAUCACGAGUAUCACACUCUUGGCCCAUAUGAUGAUUGCAAAUCAGACAACUUUGAACGACCUAAAAUUGGUAACCAUGGUGAAAGAAGAUUUAGGGAGAGAGGCCCAACUCAUUCACGCCGAGGUGGGGGAAACUCUUACGGACGCCAGGGUGGUUUUGAAUCUUAUGAUUAG
Sphenostylis stenocarpa is the source of this 2493-nucleotide messenger RNA. The record is from the annotation of a GenBank genome assembly. Lineage: Eukaryota; Viridiplantae; Streptophyta; Magnoliopsida; Fabales; Fabaceae.